Epinephelus moara (kelp grouper) is the source of this 545-nucleotide messenger RNA. Its product is annotated as cornifelin homolog A-like. The coding region runs from base 54 to 545 and encodes 163 amino acids. The record is from RefSeq and is a predicted model, not a curated record. The transcript has 3 exons. NCBI's taxonomy places the organism in Eukaryota, Metazoa, Chordata, Actinopteri, Perciformes, Serranidae.
UUCUGUGUUAACAGGUUCAUUGUUGGCUGCCUGUGGCUGAAGUCUAACAUCCAAUGGAAACAAGACCUUUGAUAGAGUGGAACACUGGUCUCUUCGACUGCUUUGAGGAUGCAAGUUCUUGUUGCUAUGGUUUCUGGUGCGGCCCUUGUCUUGCCUGCACGGUGUCAGAAAGAUUUGGAGAGAACCGUUUUCUCCCGUUGUGUGACAUAUGCUGUUGGAAUUAUCCAUGCCUGCCUUCUCCUGCAGUCCUCUCUCUAAGGGCUGCCAUGCGAAACAGAUACGGCAUCAAGGGUUCUCUGUGUAAGGACAUCAUAGCUACCUGCUGCUGUGAGUGGUGCGCCUGGUGUCAGAUGCAUCGAGAGUUAAAACAUCGCAGACAAACUCCCACUGUCAUCAAUAUGCAGAAUCAAACCAUUGUACAAAUGCAGCCUCCUGCAGUCAUGAUGGCUCCUGCAUACCAACCCCAAGGUGGUUAUGUGCUCCAAGGAGUCCCAGCCCGAGAUUGUGUGGUGACUCAAUCAAAAGUCCACGUGCUGCCAUACUGA